Molecule: messenger RNA, 1979 nt
Organism: Eublepharis macularius
Lineage: Eukaryota; Metazoa; Chordata; Lepidosauria; Squamata; Eublepharidae
Gene: RIN1
Product: Ras and Rab interactor 1
Exons: 8
Coding region: 335-1450 (371 amino acids)
Source: RefSeq, a predicted model, not a curated record
CGCUGUCGUCGAGAUGCCGGAGAGGGGAAAGGUGGCACCAUUUUACUUUUUGGAGUAACUGAUAUCCUCGUUUGCGGCAGGUCUGCUCUGUGCCGCGCAUCCUGGCUCCCGGGAGGGCAGUACUACCUAAAGGUUAGAGCCGAAGAAGUACAGGGUUGUGGAGUCCGGGGGUCUAAACGCCACCGCGAGAUGACAAGACACCUUUGGGCUAGGUCUGAUGCGACUCUCGCCUCGCCCUGUAGGAGGGGGUGCCAGCAGGUCAUGCCAGUGUGGCUGAGUCAAGAAUUCCUGGCUGAAGAAUUCAAUUCCUCCUGGAGCGGUCACCUUCUUUGAGAUGACUCGGAAUCCCAUCUAUGAUUAUCCUGAGCCCUAUGCCAAUCCCCGGCACGAGGCCCAGGCGUCUCCACGGAACAUCAGCCUGGUAGGCCGGCUACGGCUCACCCAACCUGUGUGGCUCCAAAUGGGCAUCAACUCAGCAACAGCCCUUCACAUUUUGCAACGUGAACCUCCUGGGACUUUUCUGGUGCGCAGAUCAAACACACGGCAAUGCCAAGUUCUCUGCCUACGUCUCCCAGAUAAUUCAUCUCCAGUUUUUGUGACCACCUAUUGUCUCCACCAGGAACCUACAGUCAUCUCGCUAGAGGGCUCCGACAUGAAGUUUCCCAGCCUCUUGCAUCUCAUUGCAUCUUAUUGCUCCACACCGGACGUCCUUCCCCUCCCACUGCAUCUCCCCCAGCCCAUCCAGAAGGCCCCAUCCUGCCAGCAGCUGGAGGCCAUUGCACACUUGGGACUAGAAUUUUGGAGCUCGUCCUUCAACACCAGGGAGCCUGCCCAGCCAACCCCACUGGGGUCUCCUUUGAGUGUGGGCAGGGACCUUCUGCAGUUAUCUCUACUUAACCGUCAAGGACAGAACUGCAAGGAGGGAGAUCCCACCAGAGACCCGUCACUUACUGGAGUGCCACAUGGGAACGUGGGUGCCCGGCGUCAACACUUCAAGAGCAGCAUCAAGGUGCAAGUGUCCACAGAGGCCGCCAGCCCCCUGUCCCCACCAGCUGCCCCACCACCACCCAUUCCAGUGUGGAAGAAGAAGAAUCCACCCAAUCCACCCCGAUUUCCUGUCUCUUGUGGGGGAAGUUGGUCCUCCAGCUGUCACGCAUCACAUCAAGUUUCCUCACAAACCACGGUGAGGUCAGAGGCCUACCACGUGCCCUGCAGCAAUGGUGGGACUAAGGAGAGGGAGGCCAUGCAACAGUUUGGGGCCUCCUUCAGUAUAUCCCCUGUCUCCUCCUCGGGUCGGCUGCUGCGUGUUACAGAAGAGGAACAGCUAGAGUCACAUAAUAAGGGUUAUGACCUUGGUCAGCACCCUCCUCGGGACAUCCCAACCCAAGAAAGGGACACGAUGGGCACUGGAGUACCAGGCUCCACUUUUUCAUCCUCUGAGCCUUCAUGAGCAGUUCCAAAAGCUCGGCUUCUGUGGAACUUUGCUGAGGUGGGCCAGGGCCAGGGCUUCCCUGAGGAGGAUGGGAGUCUAGGGGUCAAAGAAGAGAGCAGAGAGGUUCUAGGGAAUAAAGUCUGGGACCUGGGAGUUUGGGGGUCAGGGCUUUUCAGUUAUCUGACUUUUCUGGAAAUCAGAAAAGGCUUUGUGUAACUCUGGCUUUGUGUAAGUCUUUGGUUCAUGUGGAUCUUUGGAUACCUUGAACACUCAUAAGCCACCCUAGAUAACAUCUCCACACAGAAAAUAAGUAGUAUCUCCUUCUUCUUUCCUUGCUGUCCCUUCUCUUAUUUCCCCUCUGUUCCUCCCCCCCCCGCCCCACCCCGCCCUCCCACACACACCUCCAUUCUCUGAGGUUCAUAUUGCACAGCAGUAUUGUGUGGACACUGGAACUGCGUGAUGGGUAUUUUAGUCAUUUUGUUAUGAUAUAACAUAUUUGAAUAUUACUUUGACUACAUGCUUGUAUUCUCAUUUUCCUUCAAUAAAC